UAGUGGGGGGCGAGGUUGAAAGGGAUGGUGCAAGCUUAAAAGGUGGCACCAUUGCACUGCUGAGAUCAGCCGAACGGUCAGAUGAUGAGAGGAGGAGCGGCAGCAGAAGGUGGGGAUGGGGAUGAGCGGAUUCCGGUCAGCCCCAACGGCCAGUUCUUCAAUAGCUCGGUUCUGUCCGUCUACAUUCUGGCAGUGUUCGAGCUGGAGAGCCCCGUCGCUGGUGGGGAGCAACGCGAGGAGAUCCUCAGGAAGGAGUUCUUGCCAGUCAGCACUCGCUUCUCCUCAAUCAUGGUCAAAGAUACAAAGGGUGUGAAACAUUGGAAGCCAGUGAAGGUGAACAUUAAGGAUCAUAUAAGGAUCCCAACUUUUCCCCCUGGAUUAUCACCUGAAGAAUAUGAGAAACACCUGCAAGGAUACCUCUCAGAGAUAGCCAUUGAAGAAAUGUCGCAGAACAAGCCCCUGUGGGAGGUCCAUAUCUUCAAGUACUGCACUCCUAGUGCAGUGAACACCCUUGUGUUCAAGCUCCACCAUGCAAUUGGGGAUGGCUUCUCCCUGAUGACAGCAUUGUUUUCCUGUCUGCGAAGAGCCGACGACCCGUCCCUGCCACUUACAUUUCCAUCUUGUAAUGGUUCCUCCAAGCAAAACCGUUCUAAAAUUGAAAACGGAACCAUAUGGAGACAUCUCUCACCGCUUUGGUUCACCUUUCAAGACUUUGGCUGGAGCCUGCUGAAAAGCAGUUUGCUUGUAGAUCCUAAGUCUCCUAUAAGAUCAGGAGAACUUGGGGUUGAGUUCAAGCCAGUGUUCAUCUCCUCUAUUUCUCUUUCACUAGAGGAGAUUCGAGAAGUUAGAGAAGAAUUGAAGGCAACCGUGAAUGAUGUAAUCACAGGGACUGUAUUCUAUGGCAUUCAGUUGUACAUGCACCGCAUGAGUCCGGGCUCAGAAAACUUACCUGCCACUGCAUUGGUGUUGCUAAACACAAGAAGUGUCUCUAAGCAUCUGUCUUUAGAGGAUAUAAGGAAGGAUGGAGCUGAAGCGUCAUGGGGAAACCAGUUCGGAUUCAUUCAUGUUCCUCUCCCUGCAUGCAAAUGCAUCAAGAAGGCGAACCCAAUCGAUUAUGUGUUUGAAGCACAAGAACUGAUCAUGAAAAAGAGGAGCUCACUUGGUGUAUAUCUAACUGGGAGAUUCUUAGAGAUGCUAAGGAGGUUAAGAGGCCCUGAGGCAGCAGCAGAGCACAUCCAUUCGACACUAAGAAACACCAGCAUGACCAUUUCAAACAUAAUUGGCCCAUUGGAGAAGAUAUCCAUGGGGGGUUGUCCAGUUAAAAGCUUCUAUUUCAUGGUGACACGUUUACCGCAGAGCCUCACCAUAUCAAUGCUGAGUUACAUGGGGAAGCUGAGAUUGGCUGUAGGAGGAGAGAAAGGCUUCUUAGAUUCUGAAGCGAUGUCAGGAUGCUUCGAAGAAGCAUUUGCCAAGAUACUUGAUGCUGUAAGAGGGAAGCGUUAUACACCACCCUCAAGCCAGGGAGAUGUCUGAGAGGGAAAAUGAAUUGUCCCAUAAAACAGACGCUUUUCUGGGAACGUUCAAGUCUGUUUUAUCUCCCCAAUACUCUAUUGCCUUCAUUUCUACAAUUCCUGCUAUCUCACUCCCUUUCUCUUGCUACUGAGAGCUUAUCUCAACGUUUUAAGGUUAUACUUUGCCCAUGCAUCUAUUCAUGGUGCGACCCAGAUUGUUGAAUGGAUAUGAAUAGACCUUUGUAUUGCCAGAAACUGGCGUGUAUACAAUGGAUUCUGCAAUAUUUUAGAGUCAGCAGUUAUAACAAUCUAA
Molecule: messenger RNA, 1824 nt
Organism: Nymphaea colorata (pocket water lily)
Lineage: Eukaryota; Viridiplantae; Streptophyta; Magnoliopsida; Nymphaeales; Nymphaeaceae
Product: wax ester synthase/diacylglycerol acyltransferase 4-like
Exons: 5
Coding region: 82-1533 (483 amino acids)
Biological process (GO): triglyceride biosynthetic process
Cellular component (GO): plasma membrane
Molecular function (GO): diacylglycerol O-acyltransferase activity; long-chain-alcohol O-fatty-acyltransferase activity
Source: RefSeq, a predicted model, not a curated record